CGCACACAGACUUAGUCCCACCUUCUUCUCAUUCUCUGUCAGAGAGGGAACAGAUCUCACAGAGGAAGCAUGCAUCUCUACACCAGAGGAGCGCAAAGGAAAACUACAUGAGGGAGGAGGAGCGGCGUUUGACAAGACAGAGAGAGAGACGUCUGCGCGCUUGUUCUGCAGCAAGGGACGCUGAAACGGCAACCUUAAACCCUGACUCCUGCAAAUAAAGCUUCCCAGUCUGAGAACAUGAGCGAGGCGAAGAAAGGAGAGCUGGCCAUCCGGGACAAAGCCAUCCUGCACCAGCAGAGGCGUCUCAAACAGGCCACCCAGUUCACCCACAAGGACUCGGCUGACCUGCUGCCCCUGGAUGGACUCAAGAGGCUCGGCACCUCCAAAGACCUGCAACCCCACAGCAUCGUCCAGCGGCGCCUGCUGGAGGGAAACAUCACACGGCUUCGAGGGGAGGCCCGGGACCCCGCCAGCAGGGUUCGCUCACCGUUGGCCGACACAAAGGAUGGUCCUCCUACGGAUGCCGAGGAGAGGAGUGAGAGCACGGCGGACGACUCGACCGAGGAGAGGGAGUCCCUGGAGGAGAGCGAGAGGAGCCUCCGAUCAGACGAGGAGGACGAUAACAGCGAGGCUGGAGCCAGACACUCAGCCGAGAAGCCAGAGAGCACGGACAGCCCGCCCCGGCUCACAGCUUUAAUCGUUCAAUGCAAGUGCUGCGAAACUGAAGUCAAGGCAUCCAUCAACACUGGCAGCCUACACAACCACAUCUCCACCUCCUGCUGCCAGAGGCUGGGACUGGUGCCCAGUAAGGAUAGUUCACCAUGCAGCGUUAGCAGCUCAGUGACGGGUCUGCAGCUACAGCUUGGCAAGCAGACUGUCCGGUGCUCAGCAGAUGUGAAAGAGGAUGAGGCGUUUGAACUGUGCCUGGGUCUGCAGACGCUGCUGGAACUGAAAUGCUGUUUGGAUCUGAACAGUCGGGUUCUGAAGCUUCAAGGCUGCGGCGAGGAGCUGCCCUUCCUGAACACUGUAACCGGCGGCCAGUGCCAACAUGACACCAACGAAAACCUGUGAGCAGACUCCACAUCAGCUGCCAGGUCUUCUUGUCGUUAGCGGGCUGCAGCUGUGUGAAACGAUGCCCUUUGUCUCCUGGACUGUCCAAUCACAGUGUCCCUCACUGCCAGAACAUGGAUGAGCAUUCACCUCUGUUGUUCUCAAGUUUACAUCUUUAUGAUUAAUGAAUUUCAAACAUGAUUUUCUCUUAUAUGUCUAAUUAAGCGGAGCAAGACCUAAUAUCUGCAGUAUAAUUAUUCUUUUUUUUUAGAUUAUGCGGUAUUUUCUGUUCUGCUUCUUACUAAAAGAGACUUUUAAAGCAAGUUAAUUUACAUAGAAUUGGCUUUGAUUUGGCUUCUACAGAAUUAUUUUAAGCUACACCUCAAUCACAAAUUGAAGAUUUUGUCCAUUUCACUGAUGUAGAAAUGUGGUUUUAUAUGUUAGGAUAUGACAACAAAAGAUUUCUACACUUCUGUUAAAACUCAACAUACUGUAUAACAUAUACACAGGUCUAUAACUAUUGCAGUGUGUUGUUUAAAGUUUCUUUAAAAGUUUAAUUUUUUUUAAAAGGUAAUCUAAUUGAUCGAGCAAAUAAGAGCCUACAUGCACAUUUUGGAUUAAACCAGUGCUUUCCAACUAUUUUAACCCUUCAGGUCCAUUCACCUUUAUAAUCCAAAUUUAUUUACAGCAACUCUUAAGUAUCGUUAACAAUUUAAGUUUAUUUAGAGUGGGCAGAUUUACACAUGUACAAUCGCCUGGGGUGACAGAAGCACAACAUAUCUAUACAUUUGUGGUUUUAAAGCUGCAUUUUAAAUCCAACUGCUUGUCCAAUCUCUAAUUAAAUAAAAAUCGUGUUCAAUA
This is a messenger RNA of Fundulus heteroclitus (mummichog), 1911 nucleotides long. It is a transcript of the gene nrip2, whose product is annotated as nuclear receptor interacting protein 2. Bases 238 to 1071 code for a protein of 277 amino acids. NCBI's taxonomy places the organism in Eukaryota, Metazoa, Chordata, Actinopteri, Cyprinodontiformes, Fundulidae. The transcript has 6 exons. The record is from RefSeq and is a predicted model, not a curated record.